Molecule: messenger RNA, 1414 nt
Organism: Durusdinium trenchii
Lineage: Eukaryota; Dinophyceae; Suessiales; Symbiodiniaceae
Source: the annotation of a GenBank genome assembly
GUCCACCACCAGACCCGCCGCCAGUCCCGGCCCGGGACACCAGUCGCCCCCCGCUGGCCAGGGGACGUGGACGAGGGUGGAUCGGCCCGGAGGAAGCCAGCGGGUGACGUUGGUGAAGCAGUAAAGACCGACAAGUUCACCUACCUCCUUGAACUUACAGCGGCACAACUGCGCGGCCUGGGUUUGGUGGAGCUCGCUUAUGGGUACUACUACGAUGGGCUUGUAAAGGUGGCCGGUUACAUCACAGGCUUGGGUCGUGAUGCGGACUACCUCGAGUUCAAAGUAGCAGGCACUCAGACUGAGCGUUUCGUUGACGUUGUGAGCGACCCAGGCCGACGUGUUUUCCAGCUGCACAUAUGCCCGAAGGAUUGCCGGCGUACUCCUACAGGCCCAGAUAUCCUACAUGCCUCAGGCUAUUGGGAGGUGGGAGACAACAGGCAACCUUGGCAUACAAUGUUGGAGUUGACAACCCCAGUUGAGGAGGAGCGUGACGAGUUGGCAAAGUUGAGAGAGCAUUACACCUCGCGUGCAGGAGGAGUGGUAGGGGAGAAACCUUCUCCCAGCGCAGAGGAUGAGAAAGGAAAGAAGGCGAAGAAGAAGAAAAAGAAGUUGAAGGAGAAGGAGAAGAAGCAGGCGAAGGACAAGUCAGAGAAGGCGGACAGUGGUGAUGAGAUGCUGCCUGAGAGAGGGCAGAAAAGCUUGAAAAGCCUUUUUGGGGGAACCUGUCUGGACCCCCGCUUCGACGAUCGCUCUAGACUUCUCCGAAAGGCCCGGAAGCUAGGGAAGAAGGAAGGAAAGAAGAGAAAGCAUUCGUCGAGCUACUCCAGCUCCACCGGAAGCCAAACCUCAGAGGAAGAAGAGCUUGAUGAGACAGGAGAAGGGCUUUUUGCUGAGAAAAAGCGGGCUUUGCGGUUGACGCAGCGGUACCCUGGGUGUCUGGGUGCUCAAACCAUAGCGGGGAUGAAGGAUUUGCUCCUGACGAGCGCAGGCACGCUACAUUCGGUGGACCGAAGAUCCCUGCCCCCGCUCUACACCCAGUACUACAGGGCGGAGCUCCAUGCCUUGGUGUCGCCUUCAAUGGGGCAAGAGCUUCUUACGAUCAGUCAGACGGCUGAUCUACUGCUGCGAGGACAUCCGGCUAAGGCCAUAGACCUGUUAUCGCAGAGGUUCAAGGCCCUAGAACAACAGGCCCGCGGCGCUCAUUGGAGCGUAGCACGCCAGUUAGAACUGGUGUCAGCGGACUCUGUGGGCCUGUCACAAGGUGCGGAGGGAGCAGAAGCAGCUCGCUUGGCGCGUGAGGAGGCGCGAAAUAGAACAGCGGUGCAGCGGCCCUACAAUGCAAUCGGCAAAGAGGGGGGAAAAGCCAAAGGAAGAUCUGAUCCACCUGAGGGGCGUGAGAAGGGAGACAAAGGAG